Messenger RNA from Cinara cedri, 19553 nucleotides. Lineage: Eukaryota; Metazoa; Arthropoda; Insecta; Hemiptera; Aphididae. The record is from the annotation of a GenBank genome assembly.
AUGUCUGGCGAUGCAGUCUGGAUGUACGGCGCGGUGCGUUCUUAUUCUGAAAAUGAUACAAUUAAGUUUGUUUCGUUUGAGCGACAUAGUAUUAUUUUUUGAUUUUUGUGAAAAAAAAUAAUUGUUAGAUAUGGAAAUCAAUCGUCGAUUAGGAAGUGAUUUACCAAGAAAGUGAGAGUAUUAGUGGGCUGUAGGUACAAUUAAACAUUUCACUGUACUACCAAAAAUUGAAACCGAUUUACGUCACUGCUACGGUCAAUAAUACAUUAAAUUAACAAGUGUCGUCGUAAAUAAUAUUAUAGUGUGGUUUUGUUCGUCAAGACUCAAGACUGAAUAGUAGCGGUUUUCUGGAUCAAAAUAUACAGAUGCAAUGGCCCGUGACAGUAAGUACCUAAUCAACAUUUUAGAUUCCGAACGUAGCGAGGGAGCUAUUAGUUUUAGUAAGAUGUUUAUUUUUAUUUUUCUUUGUUCUUUGUUGUAGUUUGUGGACACGUCUUAUCCUGGUAAACUUGUUCUGAUUUUUCGUAUAGCAAGUUUUCUGAAAGUUUAAGUUGUCUAGAUGGUACCUACCUUCCCAACUUCUCACCUAAAACUGUGGCUGUUAAAAUCUUUCAAUUUCCAGUAUCAGCUCUUUUUCAUAUUUUAACCUAUACUUACCCUAGUACCUAUUCCAAUUUGUUCAUUCAUUCGUGCAUGACUGAUAGCUGCUGUGACGUAAUAGCUUUUUAUCAAUAUGGACAUUUUUAAAUAAAAUAGAGUCAUUAGUAAGUAAGUACUAAAUAACGAUAAUUAAAAAUAAUUCUCAAUAGGUAUAGGUAUGUAGUAAUAUAGUCCUCUAGGUUUUAUAGUCACCUGUGAUAUAUAGGUAUUUUGAAUUUUGGAAAAACAUUUUUUUUUUUAUUUUCGUAUAAAAUAAUAAUUGUUGAUUAAAAUAUUUCCCAAUUUCUAUUUUUAACUCACCCAUCCCAUAUUUAUACUUUAUUACCCUUAAUAUAAUUACAACUGUUAUUUAAACAUUUUUUUUUUAUUCUGUUUCAGAUUUAGCAUGGGCAGUAGUAAGGCCAAACGACUGUCACAGAUGAGGUUGGUAGAUAAUUAUAUUAAACAGCCACCUAAUAAUUCAUUCGCAAAUUCCCAAAGUAUUACUAAAAUACAAACUAUUUCUAUAUUGGUAAAUAUCCAUGAAAUAUGAAUCUAGGCUGUUAAGUAAAAUACAUUAUUUGUUGUGACUUAUUAUGUGAGUAUUAGGGGUAUUAUUUCUGGUAUUUACAGUUAUCACUCAUUAUAUCAAUAAAAAGUUGAUUGAACUAUGUAAGGGCAAAGGAGGAAACUAAUAAAAUUAAUAUUUGUAUUUUGAUAUUAAUUUUAAAUCAAGUUUAACUUAGUUAUUUAGAAUUUUGAGGUGUAUAUUUUUUAUAAUUGUAUACAUUAUUAUAAAUUCAAAUGUAUGAUGAUGGAUAUUCUUCAAUUUAUUUUAGUAAAUUAAGAUAAUUAAUCCUUAAUAAUGUAGGUAAUUGUAGAUAAUGUUGAUGAUGUUUAUCAUUUACCUAUGUUAUGUGUUUUUCAACAAUUUUGGUGUUUUGAAUUUGGUAAUAAAUAAUUUCAGUAAAACUUUAGGUUUUUUAUUUUUUUGGUAAAACUUAAAAUAAUAAUAAAUAAUAAUUAAAUGUUCUACAAUUUUGAUUUUUGAUGGCUUAUGAAAGGUAAGUAACUUAACUUGUUUAGUUUUAGUAGAUUUAUUAUUUGAUGUAUAAUUUAUUAUUAUGGUAUAUUGUAAUUAAAGAAUUAUUUACAGUCCUAUUGCACUUCAUCAUAAAUUGUUCAUUUUUAGGAAUAAGAUUGCUAUGAUCAGGGCUGUAAAUAAUUUAACCACGGUUAUUCAAUGAAAAUUUUGAGAUUUCUUUAUAUUAUUUAUUAUUUAUAUUUGAUGGGUAUUUAAAUAUUUUUUAUAUAUUUCAUUUGUGAUUUAAAUUUUUUAAUUCCAAAUUAAUAGAAGACAUAAACUCAACAAUAGCAUCUUCUAAAAACUCCAAACAUUUAUUGUGCAUAAUAUUUGAUUCCAUUUCUGACCUUUUACCAAACAGUAACAUUAUAUUUAUACCUCUUUUUCUUAUAUUCAUUAAAUGAAUAUGUCUAUCUCCAUAUUUUGGUUGUUAUAUACCACAAUUUGUAAGAGUAUUUUCUUCCAUGGUCAGGAUUUGUACUAACAUUUUCUCGAUAAGAUGAAUGAGUUAAAGCUAGCUGGAGUAAAUAUUUGUUCUUGAAUUGUAAGAAAAGACAAAAGAAACAAAUUAUAUCCAGUCGUAGUUAAUUUUGACAACCACAAUUAAGUUAUACUGGUAAUGCAGACUAUCAAAAGACUGGAAAGACAAUGUACAAUUUAGACAUUUUCUUGCAAAUAUGACCAAACCAUCACCUGAGGUUAAAAAAAAACUUAAAAUCAAGGAAAGAGCUUUACAAGAAAUGAGGUUACAUAAUAAAAUCAAACGUGGAAUCAGUGGCGUAAUUGAGAAUGUUUCAUGGGGGGAGGGAUAUUAAAAUAAAUAUUCAUAAAAAAAACUUGGUGGUUUACGGUUAACGGUCGCUAUUAUGGAAAUAUAGAAAAUUAUUUUAUUAAUACAAUUUUACAAAGGGUUAGGUUACUAACUUUGGUUAGGUAACUUUACUUAUGCAGUGAAAAAAAAAAAGGAGUAAUGUAGAUUUUUUUUUAUGAGAAUUUUAUUAUCAAAGUUUGACGAAAAUUGUUUUGGUAUAAAAUUUUAUUAAAGAAAAUAUCCAAUGAGCAAUUUGUAAUUAUUUUACCAUAAGUAUAUAAUAUGAUAUAUAUUGUUGACAAAGCAAUACUAUUAACCAAACUCCGUUCCUUAGAAUUGUUUUUCGUUAGCAAUGGUUAAUUGUUGCAUACAGAUAUACAUUAAAUUUCCCCUUUACUUUUUUACCUUCCCAACUUCUCUCCUACAUCAGUGAUCCACCGCUCACUCAUCAUGUGAAGUAUGACAGUAUUUUUGUUUUUAUGAAAAUGUGUAAGAACUAACGAUUAGGGUUAUGAGGAAAAAUGCACCUUUUAGAAAAAUAAAUCGAACACCAACAUCAGUUCAAUAAUUUUACAAUAAUUUUGAAAAUUAUUAUUUGUUAUAUAUAAAUAAAUAUUAAUUUUAAUAAAAAAUAUUUUGCUUAGUGGCUACACUGGAACGUCGUACGACCAGAUUAAUUUAGCUGUGGCGGUCUUCUGGAAUAUGUGCGUGCUCUGCUCACUCUGCAGUAGUUCAGUACGCGGUAUAACCACGAUACGAUAGGUUCAUGUGUUGCCGGUCUGUUAACGUUAUCAUCCCCGAUCAAAUUUUCAAACAUUUGUUGUAUCGGUUUGUAUUUGCACAAAAAAACAUUCGCAGUUGUUUGUUUUAAUUCUUUUAAAAGUUCCGUACAUUUUUUCCGUUUCGUUGUGCGCUAAAGAAGUCAUCCUGGAGUCCGGACCGAUUAUCAAAAGGUACCAAAAGUAAUAAUAUUAUUUUUGUCGAUAAAAUAAAAUUAAAAAAAUGAUUAUAUUGUGUAUAUUAUUAACUGGCCCGUGUCGAUAAUUCGGCUUUUAAAAUCAAAUCAAAUGCAUAUGAAAACGUUUAGAUUUCCCUAACUCUGGAUUUUCGUAGCAUUAUUACUGUCGUGAGUCCGUGACGCAUAUCCAGCCCAAUAUUAGAAUGCAAUUACGUGAUGUAUUGCACGCAAUUGCAGGAAUUAUUUGUCUGUAUGCGAUUGUGAAUUUCAGAUUUUUAACGAAUCAUUCCGCGAAAGCAUGAAAUUUAAUCUGUAUAAUUGGGUAAGUAAAUAAGGACACAAAUGUCCUUAUUUCUAUAAAUAUAGGUACUUAGUUUAAUAUGCCGUCUAUUUAAAAUCUUAAAAUUAAUUAACCAGGGUCUGAUUGGCGAUUACCUUUUUUUUUUUUGCUCACCACCCACCUAAUCCUCGGUCCUUUCUCUCUAUAAAUUCUUCCAUACCCCCUAAAAUAGGUCUUGCUAUGCCCCCUCCCAUUUAAUGGCUCUUUAGGCUGCAGCUUUUUCAGCCUAUUGGUUAAUCAGGCCUUCGGGCCCUGGAUGUAACAUCAACACGAAGAUCAAAUUCGAUAUGUAUUCGUUUCAACCCCUCCUGGAAAUGCUUUCCUCCAUUCACCUCUAUUGAAAAGUAUUAUAUUCGUCUGCUAAAUAUAUUCUAUUACCCAUCCUGUUUGGCUAUUUCUUUUGUUCAUAGAAACACUUUAUUAGUCCGGCCACGACAAUAUUUAUUAGGUAAUACAAUUUUUUAUGCGAGUUUUUUUUAACGCAUUUCAAAAUAUAUUAUGGCCUGUGUAUUCAUACCAGAGCCCCGAGGAAUCGCCCGAAAAUAUAUUACUAAAACUUUAAUAGUUAUAUACUUAUACCUACCUUAUUUACUACCUCAAUUGCCUCGAAUUAGUAAUACUUGGUUAUACUAAUAGUUGGUACAAUAUUUAAGGGAUCUAAGCAGAAUUAAUUUUUAACAAUAUUUUAUAGUAUUUUAUCGAAUAUAAUAUAUCUUUGGUCCCAAAGAAGUAGUGUUAUUUUUUAUUAUUAUAAUUUUGUCUAGUGUAAUUUUUUUCCCUUUUAUUUUUCGGUCUCAAUUAUGCAUUUAAGUGUAUAUUUUCAAAAUUAUUGUAUUAAUAGUUUAUGAACAAAACGUGUAUGUGUUUUAAAUAUUUGAGUAGCUUGUUUGAAAACUACGUAAUUAACUUAAGCCCUUCUUCGCUGUAGCCGAAGAUUAUAAUAUAAAGAAAAAUUUUCACGACUUACACAAAUUUUUUUCAAUUUAUCAAACGAAUCAUUUAAAUCACUACAUAUGUGCGUAUGUAAUAAUUUUUAGUGAUCGUUUUCCACAUAAAACGUACAUAUCGCGUUGCGUCCCGCGCGAAUCCUAUUAUUAUCGUCGUCAUCGAUGUGUAAACCUACAUAAAAAUAAUAAUAUUAUUAGGUAGGUAUGAUUAUUAUAAUAUUUCUGUUUUACGAUUUAUCGCGGAGGUGCCGUAUUAUGGAUUCCACCCACAUAAUAUUAUAUGAGACAGUAUUUCGUUAUUGCAGUGGAGAGAUUUGCUAUCUUUGUCCGUCUAACUUGUUUAAAAUCGAUUUUAGUGAUAAAAGUCUGCGUAUUAUAAAGUGCAUAGACGACGACACGUUGAGGAAAAUCUCGGAGUUUCACAGUUUUCUAAAUGUUCAAACUACUAUCGUUAUUACCGCGUAGUUAAACGAAAAAUCGUUAUUGUUUACAAAUGAUGAUAAUUUUGUCAUCGACCAAAUCGUAUGAAUUGGGUCGUACGGUUUUAUCUCUAAAAACCGAUUUCAAAGGCCUUUCCGUUUGUUUUACGAGUAUACGCGUAUUAGCCAUACGAGUAUCGACGGUAAACGGCGCUGUAUGAUUUCGAAUUUUUAGAUGACACGCGGGCUGGUGACACGGGUAUUAUAUUUGAAUUUUUUUUUUAGUGUACUCGUAUAUUAUUAUAUAGGGCGAAGCGACGGAAAUAUUUUAUCUGUCGAAAGGAUUCGUUUUGUCGUCGUCCGGGGGGUGGGAGGAGGGGAGACGGAGAGAAAAAAAAUUACAAAAAAUAAAACCAAUCGAACUCGCGCGGUGGCCGCUCGUCUGUGCGUGUUUGUGUGUGUAGAAAAGUAUGUAUAUUAUAAAUUUGUUUGUGUGUGUGUGUGUGUGCGAGUGUGCGCGCGCGAUCGCGUAUACACUGCAGGCGAAAAUCAUUACGUGCACAUGUUUAUUAUUUUUAUAUAUAUAUAUAUUUUCCCUCGGAAUAUCGCCCGGAGGUGUACGGUUUUUAUUAUUUUUAUGUUUUUGUGCGCGUUUGAUGUGCCGUGACAUGAGGUCGUACACGACCCGAGGCGACAAUCGUGCUGGUGCCUCGGGGGGGCCGGCCGGCCGGCCGCGCGCGCUCCGGCACUAUCACAGCUCCCACCCGUUCGCUCAAGACUGUGCCACGGCUCGUUUGCCCCCGGGCAGGGAUGACCGGACCUCUGAUUGUGUGUGUGUGUGUGUGUGUGUGUAAUAUCUAUCUCGACUAUAUAUAGGUAUCUUACGUACGCUCGGUACUUGUGUAUAUAAUAUUACGAACUCUUCGGUUCGUAUAUAUAUAUGUACACCACGCGGUACACUCGUGCCGUACGCCCGGAGUGAUCACGGCCCGCCGUAUAUUCGUUUCCCACGUGUUUUUUUUCUCGAAUUAUUAUUAUUAUUAUUAUUAUUAUCAUUAUAAUAUUAUUAUACUAUACGCACCACCCCGGCGGGAUCGUUCCCACGAGACCCCUUCGUCGUCGUAGCCGUUCGCGCGCGCGCGCGCGCCCGCCGCCGCGGGAUCAUCAGACAUAAGUCACACACGCACAUACAACAACACACGACAUCGCGUCACGGUCGCCGCCGCCGCCGCCGCCGCCGCCGCUUGUUCACACUAUAAAGUAGGUAUCUAACCAAAACAAUAUUCUGUCCUAACGACGGCGACGACGGCCGCGAGACGCUCGCCGCACCGCCGCCGCAAUCGUCCGCAAUUAUUCCCCGACAGUGUUGUUGUUUUUGUUGUUAUUUUACGAUUCCACUGUGUUAUUAUGCCGGUGUUUACGACGCCGCCGCCGCGACAUUUCGUACGCCGAUCAAUCGGCAAAUGUCGGUACCGACGAAAAUAUAUCGACCAAACCCCCCCCUUCCUAAUAAAAUCCCUCAAACAAAUUAAUGACGUCGUAUGUAAACAAUAACGUUUUAAAUUAGAUAUAAUGCGUAUAUAAGAACGUAUAUGAUAAUUGUCUUUUAUUUUAUGUUAAAUACGGGCUAAGCCCAAAGUACAGUAAAUGUUAAUUAUACAGUAAUACGACAAAUGGAAAUUAAAUUUAAAACAUAAGCAGUCAUUUAGCGAAAGUGAAACGGAAUCAGAUGUCUAGGUUAGAGUAAAACCGAAGAGUGGAUAUUAGCAAGACGCAUUGAGCUCGGAAUGUUUGAACUAUAAUUGGUGCAUAGGAUAGCAAAGGUUGCGGUAGAGUGGGUCCGACGUGGAAGGCCAUGAAAGUUAAUGAGGGAUAGGAGCGUAGGCGCGUCGGCAGAACUAUCGAUGAAGUUUCUGAGAAAGUUCAGGUUAAAGGCAACUCUUCUGUCGGCUAGCGUUGAAAGACCAAGUUCAUAAUGUUUAUUUAAUAUGUUAAAAUAUUUUCAAUCCAUUAAAACGAUAUUUAUACUAACAUAUACUGAAAGAAUUUCUUUUCCAGAUUCUGAGUGGAGCGAGAAAUGUAUUGGUUUUUCAAAGAUAUUUAUUUAAUUUAUUUUUUUUUUCCGUGGACAAUUUUUCUAUCAGCAAUUUUGCUCCGAUUUACAAUGAAAACACUUUUUUUGAAAGGAAAUCGGACUGGGGAGGUACUUUAGGAAUGUCAUCUUUUAAUUUUCCUAGGAAAUUUCCUAAUAAAUGGAAAAAAAACUUAAGAAAAACGGAAAAAUAGGUUUAAUAUUAAACAAAUAUUAUUAAAGAUAAUGCUUAAUACACAUGUACCGUGUACAUAUUUUAUCAUAAUAUGACAUAUAUAUAAAUUGUUGACGAAGUAACACCGAGCUCUACUUAGAAUCGUUUUUUCGUUGGCAAUGGUUAAUCGUUGCAUACAAAUAUAAAUUAUAUUCCCGUCUAUAUCCUACUUUUUCAAUUCUACAACUAAAAUAGUAGCUGCAACCGUCCCCAUUAUACUAGGAUAGAUUUUUCUAACCUGUUAUGUCCGUGACCGCGAUAUUUUUGGAUUUUCCGUAGUAUGCGCAUUUAUAUUAUAAUAUUUGGAAUAUUAAAUUCAAUAAUAAUAAUAUUCAUAUUUACAUAUUUUGCUAAUAUUGAAGACUGCGCGUAUCACAUGAUCAUUAUACAGCAAUUGAAAUAGUUACUUAUAUCCUGUAUGUGUAUAAUAUCUGUACAUCGGAAAGCAUAUAGAUAAUUUAUUUCAAACGUAAUGUGUGAUAUUUGUAUUUCUUGCAUUUAUAAUUUAAAUUUAUCCCAUUUAAAUUCGAUGGUGUUUAUCUUUAAUAUGAUAUUAUGUAGGUAUAUACGUGAAAAUAUUAUUAAACUUAAUUAACAGCAAUAAUAAAACAGAACACUAUUCAUAAAUUUUGUACAGUAAACUUUGUAUGUGCUCACAUAUCUGUAACUGUUAUAAAGACGAUUAUAAACUCGAUCCAUAAAUAAUAAAUAUAUUAUGUAUGCGUUGUUGUAAACCGAGCGAUUUUUUUAUCGCUCAAUAAUCGUCGGUCUUGUUGGCUAUUCGUUUUUGCUACACUUGAACGUCAAAUCAUUAUAAUAUUUACAAAAUACUAGGGUUGGAACGUAUAAUACAGUAAAGUAUAAAACACGUAUUAUACGUAUGUACAAAAUGUAUAAAACUUACAGUAUAACUUUAUUAGUUGUUUACGUUAUAUACUGUAUACAAUUUUUUUUUUUUUUUGGUUGCAAUUGAACAGAAAUUAUCAGGUAAACUAAUCGUCAAUUGAAUUUAAUCAUCAUUUUAUGUAUCUUAUACUAAUUACCUUAAAUAUAUGUGAUAAUUUGUUAUAUUAAUUAUUAAGUUAAUCUUUAUUCUUUAUUAAUAACUAUAUUAAUAUGUAUAAUACCAAAAAUAAAUUUGUUUUUUUUUUUAUUCUAAAUUUGAGAAAAUUCACCAAGUUCAUGUGAUUUGUUAAUUUUUACUCAUUUAUAAGUUUAAAUACUUAUUGAAAUUUAAAAUGUACAGUAUUAUCAUUAUUAUAAUAAACCAAAAAAAAAAAUUUCUUAGUCGUAAUAAAGUUGUAUACGUUUUAUACGCUUAUAUUACCAACCCUGUAAAAUACGCAACUGCCGGUUAUUUUAUUACUUUUUUGUUUUUUAUUAAAAAUGGCGAAUGUUUUAUUUGGAAACUAUCAGGUCGAAUAAUUCGACACUUUAAACCCAUGUUAUUACUAUAACUUUUGCAGUGAAAUUUCACCCCAAAAUUCAACUUAUGGUAUUCUGAUAUUCAAAUAUUGAAUCUUAAUAUAUCACUCCACCAGGCGCCAUGAUGGUCCAUGAUCUCAGUAUCUGAAACAUGAAAUACUACGCUACAGUUUAUACACACUUAAAAGUUAUAAAUUAUAAUAUUAUAUAGUGUAUACAUUUCCAUACAUAAUAAAAAAAAAAAAAACUCAAAUCCAAUCUAUUAAUCUCCAAUGUAACAUCAGCAAUCCUCAUUCCUGUCGCCUUAAAAGAAACUGGUCUCUUGGUUUUCUUGCGUUUUUUCGUAUUUCUAAUUUAAAUAUGUAAUCUGUUAGGCAAAACACGGGUUCGUUUACUUUAAAAAAAUGUCAACAGACGCUUCUUUCAUGUCGUCAUAUCAAGUUUUUUCUUUCUCUUUCUCUGCAGUUUAACCCUUUUUAUUAUUAUUAUCAUAUUUCAUGUCAGAUUGUACAUAUAUAUAUAUAUGGUUUAUAAUAUUUUUUAAUAAAAAUUAAAACUCGGUAUAAGUGAUAUCUGACCAUUAUCUUCUUCUGCCACUGAUUGAAUUUGCUAAUUGUACUGAUUGUACAUUAUAAUAUUGCUUGUAUUCAUUAUUAUUAAUUAACUUAGUAAAUUCCUUAAAUUUUUAAUUCGUUUCCAAUAUAAAUUUGACCUCGAUUAUGUAAAGUGACAAUAUUAUUUUACGAAUAAGAAAACUUUUAAUAUUACACACCGAAAAUAUCUAUAAAGUAUUAUUUCUUUACUUUUAUUUAAAGUAUUCGUUGUAUUAUUAAUUUGAUAAUUAAUAUUUUUGAAUUCAAUUUUCAGUAUAAAAAAUCGUCGUUAUUAGUUAAAUGUUCGAAUGUAAUAUAGAACAUGUAAGUCGAAAGGUUUUUUGUUGUUGAACUGUAGCAUAAUUGAAUACAAACUCGAACAAUUCCGUAAGAAUUCGAAUACAUUGACUAGGUAUUUGAUUUCACGAGCUAACCCUUUAUAGAGUGCAUCUUCAUUCGGCAUUAUUUAAGUUUAUUUAUAUAAACGGAACCACUUUAUUACUAAUGGCACUGGUUUACGUACUAAUCUCUCCGCCGUCGUCGUCGCUCGUCGAUGCAACGUAAAAAUGGAAAAAAAAAGUAGGUUUUGGCGGAUGGUCGCGUUUUAUUUUAUAUUUUAUUAUAUUUAAUGUCACGUGCCUUCCGUCCGGUACAACUGGUAUCAUCAUCAACAGGUAGGUCCGGAUAAUGUGAAGAAGCGAAAAAAAAAAAAAUAUCAUUGACCUUUAUUAUGACGCUUUCACGGACCGCGCGCAUAGGUCGGUAUAUAUUAAACAUCAGGUGCUUUAUUUUUAUUCUUUAUUCUGGAAUAUCAAGAUGUCACAUUUUCUCUCGGCUUAAACGUUUUCUCAAAACGAUUUCUUUUGUAAUGAAUACCUAUAAUAAUAAUACUGGUUUGGUUACAUUAGAAAAAAAAAAAUAAAUAUACUUUACCGAAAAUUAUCGGGGGACCAACGAAAAAAAAAAAACCGCAACCAAAUAAAGAAAAUACAGAACAUUAACAUAAUACUAUAUAGUGUACCUGCCGUCUAUGUUCCGUAUACUUUUAAAAUGUACGCGCACGUGUUAUAUUAUUAAAUGCCGUAUAAACGUAAUAAUAUUAUAAUACAAUAUUAUGUGUAUGGCAAAUCGACAAGACCGUAGUAAAGUACUCUGUACGCUUUAUUUUAUCUCCGCGGUCUAUCUGCGGUACAUAUCGUACAUAAUAUUAUUAUUAUUAUUGUAUACCUAUAGUGUUUAUUUGACAGUGUCAACACGACAACAACGCGUAUACCGCGAAUCGUAAAUCAUCGCAGUUUGAGCGUAUUAUUACACUGCCGUCUACGUCUACCCCCGGUAUAUAACAACAUUAUGAUACUCGGCUAUAUUAGCAUCGUGUUCGAAGUAGAAAAAAAAAAAAAUGAUUUCGGGUCUGGCCGCCAAAAAUGUUCCCGCCAAAUCAAUCUGCGACGUCCGUACGUGAUUUUUAUCUGUAAUAAGCUGUAUAUCAUACCUAUUAUAAAAUGUAUACACGGGUACACAAUAAUACAAUACCUACUAUGAGUAUUAUAAUAAUAUUAUUACAGUGUAUCUGCACGACGUAACAAUAUUAUUAUUUAUAAUAAAAUAUAUUUCGCAUGUAACGCGGACAAUAUUAUAUUAUCGGAUACCUAAACGUUUUCAGUUACACCUUAGGCGUGGCCCGCGUGUAAAGGUCUUGCGGUGUGUGCAAUAUAUUUAAAUAAUAAUAUCGAGUUUGUUCGCCGUCGUAUACUAUAAUAAUAAUAUUAUUGCAGUACACUCUCGUAGCGACGUGUUGGACUACACGAUAUUCCGUAAUUUUCUCGUUUUUCUGUCGUAUUGCGCAACAUUAUUUUCGUGUACCGCAGACACCGAAACCAUCUUCACCGGCGUGUGUGCCGCCCACGAAAUUGUCGACCCACUACACGAAAUAUGUGUGUGUGUGUGGGGGGGGAGGGUACCUAUACUCGCGUAUAAAAUAUGUAAUAUAAUAUAUUAUAGCGUUUUUACCAUACGACGCCGUCAUAUGUAUAGUAACAAUAAACAACAAUAGGUAUAGGUGACUCCAAACCGGUGGGUGAACGUAACAUUUUCAGCUCAUAAAUGUACUUUUCCGAAUAAAUUGUAUUCGAUUUACCUUAAUAAUCUCGUGACCCGUAAAACAAUUUGUUUUACGUAUAUUUAAAUUUGUAGAGUUGAUAGAUUUUCAUAGCCAAAAAACCCUCUGGGAGGUCGUAGCUUUUUAUACACUACUUACCUGGCACAUUUAUAUUAUUUAUAAAAAGUGUGCUCUAAAAUAUUAAAUUAUAAUUAUAAAUUAAACUAUAUUAAAUAUAGGUAAAAGUUUAAACAAUUUUACUUAUAUAAAACAAUUUAAAAUUAAUACCAUGUACUAGUAAGAGUGAGAUCAUUAAUUGAUUGUUACUUGCAUUGAUUUGUUAUUUCUAAAAUCAAAACUAAUAUACACAAUAUUAAAUUUGGUACACACAUUUUGGAAUUCAGUAGACACACUUCGAUUUUCAGGGGACACAUUAUUUUAGGCCAUGGCAUAUACCGCGUGAGUUGAAAUUAUAUUUUUUAUGUAAUAGUAUACAUUAUUUUAAACACGUCUGCGAAGUUGGCGAUUACUAUAAUAGGACCUUACGUAAGGGCUAAGGAAAAACGUUGAAAGCUUCCUAGUGCCUAUAAAAUUGACUUGCGAAUUACGAGAAUGUACUUGAAAGUUCUUACUAAUUCUUACCUAUGCUAAAUGUUGUGACACUAAUAUGGGAUUUCUAGGAUUCCAUGUAAGGGCUUUUCUUCUUUUCAACUCCUGAUAAUAUUUUCGUUUUUGACUUGCGUAUUCCGGCCGAAAUGGACUUGCAAAUUUUUGUAAAUUACUUGCGAAAUACUAAAAUAAUCCUAAACUAAUUAUGAAAAAGUGUAAGGAUCAAUAUUUUACUGACAUAUUUUAUACUUACCUACCCAUAAUAAAUACGUAUACAUCAUCACUAGAGCUAGGAUGUUUAUGACUGCAUAUUUUUUCAGCGAAAUCAGAAUUAUACUCGAAUAUGAUAUAAAUUCCAUUCAUGAAAUCUAGAUUUUAAACAAUUUCAAAUAUAAUAUUAAAAUUGUGUACGGUAACUAUUAACCAAAGUAUUUUACCUAUAUGUAACAUUUAAAUUUUUGAAUUAUUUAAUUUUUUUAUUUUGAAUUAAUAUUAACACCUUUUUUGUAUAUAUCUGUUGAAAAAUAGAUAUAUUUAAUACAUUUUAAGGCAUAUAGUUGCAUAUUUUGAAAUUUUUAAAUGCAUAUUUUAAAGAAAUGUUGGUCAUUAACAUGCGAGCUUUAUUCAUCACAAUGUUGCAUUGGUCGACAUUUAUUUUUAUUUAAGUUGGAAAAUAAAUUUUUCACUAUAUUAGUAUUAUAUUUAAACUCAUCAUGACGUUUAUGUAUUUUGUUCUCAUUACAGACGUAAGUGCGAAGUGGUUCGAGAUGUGGACGGAAUGGAACCUAAGGAUCUCACUACUCUCACUGCAUCAAGAUCUCUGUAUACAAACGCACAGAUUAAAAUCAGGUAUAUAUUUUUUAUAGUAAUAAUGUAGGUAAAUCGGUUAUUAUUUUAUAUUUGAAUAAUAAUAUAGAUACACAUGCCUAAGUGCUUCGAUAAUUAAUUCGAUGAUGCGUUAUUUUUUUUUUAUAGUUGAAUUUAUUCCUGCAACAGUAUAAUAAUUAUCAAUUAUUGUGACAUCGUAUUGCGCAUGAUAUCCAAUAGAUAUUUAUAUUUAUAUAAUCACAUACAUGAAAUUAAAAAUAUUAUUACAAAACCGCGUUUAAAUAUAUUAUGAUAGAAUAAACUUCAAAAGUUCAAAAUAAUAAAAUGCAAUAACGAUGUGCUAUAAUUUAAACAAGAAAAUUAAAAUUCUCAUUCUAAUUUUAAUUUUGAUUAGAGAUGAGACGGUUCCGGUUCUUAGUUUUUUGUUUCCAUUGGUUUUCUAGGAACCAAAGGUACUGUUAAUUAUCGGUUCUACCAUGAUUAUUUAUCGGUACUGGUUAUAAUUUUUUUUUGGUUCAGGAUUUAGUAACUUGUUUUUUUUUUUUUUAAUUCUAAAUGGAGCGAGGAAUAUAUUUGUUUUACAAUAGUGUUUUUUAUUUUUUUUUUUUUUCUGUGAACAACAUUUCUACCAGAAAUUUUGCCAGAAACAGUGGCCCACCCUUCGUGCGAAGUAUGUCUGUAUCUUUUUUUUUAUACAUUUAAGUUGUUGUUAAAUUACACAUUAUUGCUAUUUUACCAGUCCGAACCCUAUGUUAAGGUCUUGACUCGGCCUCUUUUAAAAAGUAGCCGUAAUAGAGCUUUUUAAAGAACAUUUUGGAUCAAUGUUUGGUUGCCAAACUGAAUGAAUAUUUCAUUAUAGAAACAAAAAACUACGCUAACUAUAAUUUUGGACACAAAUGGGAUAUGUUUAGUUUUUGAAGCUUCUUGUAAUGUAUUUCGCCCGACUAAAUUUUUAGAAAUUUGGCGCCACUUCGCUACUUCAGAGACUAUAGUGUAUCAGUUAUCAAUAUAAUACUGAUAACUGAAUGUUGAUGAUGAUUUAUUGAUAAAAUGAUGUGAAUAUAUCCGUAUCUUUUGAAUAUAAUGAUUCGUUCUAAUUUGUGUUCCUAUUUCUUUGGAUAAUGGGUAUAAAAAAUAAUAUUAAUGAACAAUUCUAAAAUAAAUCUAUCUUAGAAGGUACUGUUAGUAAGUUAGUCCUUUAUUUAAGUCUUUAAGGAAAAAUCGGUACCGAUAAUUUUUCAGGAACCUGCGUGUUCUUAAUUUUGAUUAUACAAUUAUUCCGAUAGAUAAUAUUAUAUAAUAUUAUUUAUUUGAAGACUGCGUAAAAUUAAAUAUUUUUAAUCCAUACAAAAUUAACAGUAAAGUUUAAGCUCCAACUCCCGUCUUCUAAUUCAAUGAUUCUAAUUCUGAUUUAAAAAAGAAACAAAUACUGUAAACCUAUUAUUAUUAUGAUUAUGAUAUAAUAUAAAAUCUACAAUAAAACUAUUUACUUAUUGACAGGACGAUAGAGUAGAUACGUAAUAGUUCAAUGAGUUUUGUUUAAAAUUUCUCAGUGAGCAAGAAAUUUCGGUAAGGGGGCCGAGACAUACGGUUCGGGUGGGGUAGUAUUUAGAAGUGGCUAUAUACUGUGUAAAAUAUCUUAUCGGAACAGUUUUUGGUACAACUAGCACACAUUACUAUUUGCUGUUGUAUUUGAUGACAUUAAAAAUAAUUAUAAUAAUGAUACUAUUUUUGUUAGAUUUUCUUUAUCCAAGGGCGACUGCUGGAGUGGACGUGUUAGGAGUGAUUUCGUCCCUUGAAAUUUCUUUUUUUAUCUAUACUGCAGUUAUCAAUGUUUAGUGUUUCGGGUCGAUGAUGGUCAUAAAUCAAAUAUAAUAUUAAUAUUAAUCAGCCGUGUCUUUUCAGUUUUUGAUAAGGAUAAUCGGUAUGGACGAAGGGGGAGGGGGUAAAAAGAUUUAAUUUCUGAAAAAAAAAAAAUAAUAAUCAUUUAAACAAAACAUUGGCUGAAUGCUGUAAAAAGGUAUUUUACCGGUCCGGUACACGGUAAAGAUACUGCAUGCAACAUUUAAAAAAUAACGGAGCUCGUGUACGAUAUUUGUUACCGUACCGGAGUUGUUUCACGUAACAAUGUGAUCCGGUAACACCGUACCGGUAUGACUUGCUCCUUAUAAAAACACAAUAUCACGCAGUGGCGUACCGUGUACAUACCUAUUAUACUUAACUAUCAUACUCAUACUGAAAUAAUUAAACGUUUUUAAAUUAUAAAUAUAUGUAAUAGCGUAGCCAGGAUUGCUCACUUUUAAAGGAGGGGACAAAAUAAAAUACAAACUCAAAAUUACAUGUUUUAUCGUUGUAUUCUUAAAUUAUAUUUUAAAAUAAUAUACUAUACUUACCUGGUUAAAUCAAUUAAAUAUGAAAAUAAACGGCAUAUAGGCAUAAUGGACAUAAUGUAACAUAAAUAUGGAACGGUUAUAGAAAAAAUAUUUAUAUAUUUUUUAAAUACGGUCAAUCGGGGGAAGGUAUGGCUUUCUCGUUGCAUUCGGUUACGCCACUGAGCACCUAAAAUGUUCGAUUUCAAAGUAAUAAAUGCUUUAAAUCUAAAAUUGUAUUUGUAUUGUAUUUAAUGUGUUCAUUUUUUCAACGCAUUCGGCGUGUAUAUUGUACGAAACUCGAUUUAUAUUAAAAAUCACUGGAAUGUGUUUUACGUGUACGAAUAAAUCAAUUCCUGUCACUGUAAUGCACGUCUAUAAGUAUAUAAUUUUAAACCGAUUGGAUUCAUAUUAUUCGUAUUAUGCUUUGGGUAUACGAUGGACUAUUAUUUUUUUUUUUUUAUAGGUACUGAUUGUUAAAACAACAAUUCCGGUUACUUUCUCGUAAUAUAAACAUAAUAUUUUAUGAUUUGUUUUUCUUUUCCGAAUUCUGUUUUAUAUGUACAUAUAUAUUAUUGUAAUAUCGGGUGUUUUGAUUUUCGUGUUUUACUCGCAGCAAUUCACCAGCCACAUCGCCUACCGUAUCGCACAACAGCAAUUCACCGUCGCCAACACCGGUAGUGCCGACUACCGGUUAUAACCACAAAAUCAUCGCCGGCAUACCGUGUGUGGCCGCCGCGUCCAAGUACACGGCUCCCGUCCACAUAGAUGUCGGCGGCACCAUAUACACGUCCUCGCUGGACACCCUGACCAAGUUAGUAUAAUACCGUAAUAAUAAAUACGUAAAUACAGAGUCAUAAUAUAUUAUGCAAGUGUAAAUCGGGGUUAAUUGCCACCCCUCUAUUUCAAUACGUAUGUAGGUACCUAAAAUAGUUAUAUUUGGUGUAUUUGCGUAAGGUCACGGAACACAUCACGGACACGAUGGGAAAUAACUGCCAAUCGAAGAGUGGGAUGCAGUUUCCUUAUUAUUAUUUCAUUUUUUUUUUCGGUUUAGCUAACGAUCGCGGUCCUUUCAGCACCGGGCACGUCGUCGUGUCCAUCGCCUUUGGCGUUACACGAACGCGCCACGCUUCACUAGUCUCUCUCGCAUAAGAGUCGUGCGAUACCGUGUCCCGACCAUAUUAUACACACACACACACAUACAUAUACGUGGGCUAAAGCAUUUGUUAUUUUUAUUUUUUUUUUAAAUAUUACUGCCAUGUAUAUAUUGUAUACAUAAUGUCGGCCGCAUAUACGUAUAUAUUACGAUAAUAUAUAGGAAUUUUACUUCAUGUGCAUUUCGCCGUACUACACGUUCACAAUUCGAUAAAUACGAAUGCGUAUAUAGCAUUGUUUGCAAUACCUUUUGUUAUAAUCUAUAAAAACGUCAUACGCAUACAAAUGUUAAUAUAUUAUUAUGACCUAACGUGUACCGAUAUUCAUUAAAAAUUAUGGAAAGUUACGCUUUUUUUAUCAUCUAAACUCUAAAGUAGGUACCUAUAUAUUAGCCGCUAUAGCGAUAUUUCAUGUUGCCAUAUUAGCCUCGAUAUAUUUCGAACCGAUCCGUUCAUCUUUAUGUAACGUAAACGCAUUAUAUUAUCAUAAGUAAAUUAAUUAUUUCUCGCUGAAAAUACUACUAAUAGUAUACUAUAUAUUAUAAUAUUAUUACAAACAAUCGGAUUUCAGGAAUCCCGAUUCAAAACUGGCGAAAUUGUUCAACGGUAGUAUACCCAUAGUGUUGGAUUCUCUCAAACAACACUAUUUCAUCGACAGGGACGGCAAAAUGUUCAGGCAUAUUCUCAAUUUUAUGAGGAAUUCGAAACUUUCGUUGCCCGAUAACUUUACCGAUAUUGACCUGUUGUUGGAAGAAGCUAGAUACUUCGAAAUUACCCGUAAGUAUAUACCUAUAUACACUAUACACACAAAAAUAUUAUUAUAUCCGUUGUCCAAACCGUACGAAUAAUACGGUAAAUACAAUAUUUUCGUUAACAAACCUAUAAGUUAAUAAUAAUAAUAAUAUGUAGGUAAUAAAAACGUAUCAACAACGUGUGUUAUACCUACUGACUUAAUGAGAUAAUUGGGUACCGCUCGAAACGUCUGUGUUGUGCAUUCAAUGUACUAUUAUAACGAUAAUGCCUACACGCCGUUGUCUGGGGACAAGGUUAAAAACGUAAAUUUUCUGAUAGAGUUGAAGGAUUUUAUGCCUUGUAUUGCUAAACAGUCCUGAUACAGCCCCCCGGGUACAUAUAUAUACAAUACUUCUCACCAUAGUCGGUUUGAGGUACUAUAGAUAUAUUGUCUUAUUUACAUCCGUUUUUGUACCAUUAUCAUUAUUGUUAUUAUUAUUAUUCAUAAAAUUCGUGCGAUAUGGGCUUGAAACAUGGACAUCAUUAGUUACGUAUUAAAUUAUUGUGUAACAAAACAUUAUAAUCAUUCGUGAUUCACGCAAGUUCGGUCUUAUAACAUUGAUAUUGUGAAAAUGUUCGAAGAUCAAAAUAAUUUUGCGCCAGUAUAAUUUAUGGGAUUUAUAUCGGAGAUAAUAGUUUAUAGAUAAUUUAGUGAAAAUAAGGAAAAUUAACGAUUGUGUAAUAUUAUGUUCAAUAUAUUAUUAUUAUGCUAAAUAAAUUAAAAAAUAUCAUUUUACAAAGUAGAUACCUUUUUUUUAUUCAAAGAUGGCUGUGCAGAUAAAACGAAUGCGUCACAAUUUUAACUCCGGAUGUAAACUUAAACAAUAUUAUUGACCCUAUGAAGUAUACUCGCAUCUUCUACCCAGUCUUCUAGUUCAUACAUUAUUGAUCUGAGUAUUUUUUUUUUUUUUUCAUAGGCCCUCUAGAGAAUUACGUAUUUUGUAUUACAAUAGGUUUGAAAUCUAAAAUAACUACACGAGUUAUAUAUACAGCUGAGUAUACGAUAAGCGGCAGAGUAAACGCCUACAAUGUUUAUUGCAAUAUUGCCUAUUUUAUUGUAUUGUACUUUUUAUGUAUUUUUUCCAUGAAUUAAAAUAUGUUAUUAUGUAAAUAGAUAACAUUUUGUGGGCCCCCACGCGAACUCGUGGGCCCAUUAUCUCGUGAAAAAAAUAACAAAUACAUAAUUCAAAACAAAUAUUCACAUUAAUCGAUUUUAUCAGAUAGGCACUCAAAGAUAAAAAGAACAAUGCAAAUUUCGGGUUGAAAUUCUUAUAAAUUGCAAUUGAAACAAACCUGUACGUAAAAGAUAUUGGUAAAGUCGAAGUUUCGCUAAUACGGUACGCGGUGUAUAAUAUGAUAAAACAUUAAAAACGCGAUAAAAUCCUGUGUUUUGGAGUUUUACGUAGGUGCAUACUAUUAUAUUACCACGUACAUUGUAGUGUAUACAAAUGCGCGAACCACGAAUUGGCCGAUUACAAUUAUUAUAUACAGGACUGGAUAAAGGAGGGGGCUUAGAAGGGCUAUAGCCCCGAGCCGUAAGUUAAAAAAGGCCACACAAUGUGUGUUUUUGUUGUUGACCUUUUUUUGUUUAUUUAUACGAAUCUUUUUCUGAUGACUUUUUUUUUUCUUAUCGGUCUUUAGCCCCGGGCUCCCAUAACCCUAAAUCCGGCUCCGAUUAUAUUUUAUUACAAUAUGGUAUUUUCAGUCCGUUGGAUGUAUUUAUAUUAUGUUUUAGCCAUGUGUAAACAACUGGAAAACCUGAAACGGGACCGGAUGAAAUGUAACCGGACGAACGGCUGGGACUCAAACGGCUCGAGCCGGUCCAACAGCAGCCUUUCGGUCACCAAGGACCAGUACGAGUGCGUGUCCGUGCACGUGAGCCCGGACCUCGGGGAGCGCGUUAUGUUAUCCGGCGAUCACGCGGUCCUGGACGAGGUGUUCCCGGAGACGGGUCACUCGGCGCUGGAACCGUCGGCCGGACGUCCGGCGGUGUCCUGGACGCCCGUGGACUCGAGGCAUUUGGUCCGGUUCCCGUUGAACGGAUAUUGCAAGCUGAACAGCGUGCAGGCCAUCACCCGGUUACUGAACGCCGGUUUCACCGUGGCGGCGAGCACGGGCGGCGGCGUACACGGCCAACAGUUUUCCGAAUACCUGUUCAUCCGCAAAUUAUUAUCUAAUUGA